ACCUUCUGUUUGGUGAUGAAAUAAUUACCAAUGGUUUUCAUUCCUGUGAAAGUGAUGAGGAUGAUAGAGCCUCACAUGCAAGCUCUAGUGACUGGACUCCAAGGCCACGGAUAGGUCCAUAUGCUUUUGUUCAGCAACAUCUCAUGAUUGGCACAGAUCCUCGAACAAUUCUUAAAGAUUUACUACCAGAAACGAUUCCUCCGCCUGAAUGGGAUGAUAUGACACUGUGGCAGAUUGUUAUUAAUAUCCUUUCAGAACCACCAAAAAGGAAAAAAAGAAAAGAUAUUAAUACAAUAGAAGAUGCUGUGAAAUUACUGAAGGAAUGCAAAAAAAUAAUAGUUCUAACUGGAGCUGGGGUUUCUGUUUCUUGUGGAAUACCUGACUUCAGGUCAAGAGAUGGUAUUUAUGCUCGUCUUGCAGUGGACUUCCCAGACCUUCCAGAUCCUCAAGCAAUGUUUGAUAUUGAAUAUUUCAGAAAAGAUCCAAGACCAUUCUUCAAGUUUGCAAAGGAAAUAUAUCCUGGACAAUUCCAGCCAUCUCUCUGUCACAAAUUCAUAGCAUUGUCGGAUAAGGAAGGAAAACUACUUCGCAACUAUACUCAGAACAUAGAUACACUGGAACAGGUUGCAGGAAUCCAAAGGAUAAUUCAGUGUCAUGGUUCAUUUGCAACAGCAUCUUGCCUGAUUUGUAAAUACAAAGUUGACUGUGAAGCUGUACGAGGAGAUAUUUUUAAUCAGGUGGUUCCUCGAUGUCCUAGGUGCCCAGCUGAUGAACCACUUGCUAUUAUGAAACCAGAGAUUGUCUUUUUUGGUGAAAAUUUACCAGAACAAUUUCAUAGAGCCAUGAAGUAUGACAAAGAUGAAGUUGAUCUCCUCAUUGUUAUUGGGUCUUCCCUGAAAGUAAGACCAGUAGCACUAAUUCCAAGUUCCAUACCCCAUGAAGUGCCUCAGAUAUUAAUUAAUAGGGAACCUUUGCCUCAUCUGCAUUUUGACGUGGAGCUUCUUGGAGACUGUGAUGUCAUAAUUAAUGAAUUGUGUCAUAGGUUAGGUGGUGAAUAUGCCAAACUUUGCUGCAACCCUAUAAAGCUUUCAGAAAUUACUGAAAAACCUCCACGAACGCAAAAAGAGCUGGCUCAUUUGUCAGAGUUGCCACCCACACCUCUUAAUAUUUCAGAAGGCUCCAGUUCACCAGAAAGAACUUCACCACCAGAUUCUUCGGUGAUUGUCACACUUUUAGACCAUGCAACGAAGAGUAAUAUUGAUGACCCAGAUGUGUCUGAAUCAAAAGAUUGUAUGGAAGAAAAAUCACAGGCAGUCCAGACUUCUACUAGGAGCAUUGAAAGUGUUACUGAACAGUUGGAGAGUCCGGAUUUGAAGAACAUUAGCUCUAAUACUGGGGAGAAAAAUGAAAGAACUUCAGUAGCUGAAACAGUGAGAAAGUACUGGCCAGCCAAGAUUGCAAAGGAGCAGAUUAGUAAACGGCUUGAUGGUAAUCAAUACCUGUUUUUACCACCAAGUCGUUAUAUUUUCCAUGGUGCUGAAGUAUAUUCAGACUCUGAAGAUGAUGUCUUACCCUCUAGUUCUUGUGGCAGUAAUAGUGAUAGUGGAACCUGCCAGAGUCCAAGUUUAGAAGAACCCCUGGAGGAUGAAAGUGAGAUUGAAGAAUUUUACAAUGGUUUAGAAGAUGAUCCUGAUAUUAAUGAGAGAGCUGGAGGAACUGAAUUUGGAGCUGAUGAAGGUGAUCAAGAGGCAGUCAAUGAAGCUAUAUCUAUGAAACAGGAAGCAACAGACAUUAAUUAUCCAUCAAACAAAUCAUAAUGUAGUAAUUUUCCAGGUACAGGAAUUGUUCCACCAGCAUUAGGAACCUUUAGCAUGUCAAAAUGAAUGUUUACUUGUGAACACGAUAGAACAAAGGAAACCAGAAAGAUCUAAUAUUUAUAGACUGGUAAAAUAGAUUUUUUUUUUCAUAGAUUUUUAACUUCCUUAUUUCUGUACUUGUACACUUAACACUAAUUUUUUUUUUAAAGAAAGGUACUAAGUAUCUUUAACCUGCUCUUGGUCGACUUUUAAAGGUUCAUUUGUAUGAUACAUCCAUAUGUAUAUAUAAUUUUUGUUUAUACAUUUUUGCCUAGUGAGUUUCAGCAUUUUAAAGUUUUCAAAAAGCCAUUGGAAUGUUAAGUUAAUGUAAAGGGAACAGCUUACCUAGACCAAAGAAUGGUAUCUUCAUUUUCAUUUACUAUUUCUUUAUAACAUUGAAUAGUUUGAAAUCCUCAAAUCUCUGUUUUGCUAAACUUUUCUUUAUUAGCACAAUUACCUAUUUUUAAACACUGGCAUUUUCCAAAACUUGUGGCAGCUAACUUUUUAAAAAUCUCAUAACAUGCAAUGUGAGUAGAAGGAAGUCAACAAUAUAUGGGAGAGCACUCAGUUUUCUUUGCUUUUUAAAGUAAGACUUGGUGCUCAAAGUUUCAGGAAUGUUGUAUUGUUCAAAUGAAGAUGGCUUUUGUACUUCUGUGGACAUGUAGAAAUGUCUAUAUUGGCUUAUGAAACUAAUCUGUAAAACAAAUAAAUGCUUUGGAAAUGUUUCAAUUGCUGUAGAAACAAUAGUGCCUGCCUGGGCCCCCUUAGUGUUGAGAGUAUUUCCCAUUGUUGUUUCAAUACCUAUCACUGUGGUAGAGCUUACAUUGAUUCUUUUCCACAAGUAUUAAACUGCCAAGAUGUGAAUAUGCAAGUCUUUAUGAUCUGUAGGAAUGGUAACUUUGGGGAGAGUGUAAUAUGAACUGCUGCUUUUCCACACAUGAGGAGAGUGACAGGUUCCCUGAUUAUGGUUCCAAAGUAAUAAGAUAUUAAUUAUAUAUAACUCGGCCAGUAAAUACAUGUCUCCUGUUGGGAGUAUUUGGUGUAACAAACACCAAACUGCUAGCCUAGUACUAUGAACAUGAUGUAACUUGUAAUAGCAGAAGAGUUAGUGAAUGAAAUUCCUAUUGUGUCUUUGUUUAAAAGCUUAGCCUGCCUUAAAACUAGAGCUCAACUUUCUCAGCUGCAGAAGCUUCUAGCCUUUCAAAAAGUUCAUACUUUAUAAAGUUGCACACUAAACAAUUUUCCAGACUUUUCCCAACAUUACUCCCAAAUUACAAAGUAUUCCUGUGUUGCUUUGGUAUUUAUUACAAUUUUAAAAAAGGGUUUGAAAUACAGCUGUUCUUUAAGCAUAAAAUACCCAGCUAGGACCAUUACUGCUAGAGAAAAAAUUUUAUUGAAUGGCCACUUCCCUACCUAAAAGGUGUCUCAAUCUAUUUUAUUUGGCUACACUAAAGAAUGCAGUAUAUUUAGUUUUUCAUUUGCAUGAUGUAUUUGUGCUAUAGAUGAUAUUUUAAAUUGAAAAUUUUGUUUUAAAUUAUUUUUACAGUGAAGACUGUUUUCAGCUCUUUUUAUAUUGUACAUAGUCUUUUAUGUAAUCUACUGGCAUAUGUUUUGUAGACUGUUUAAUGACUGGAUAUCUUCCAACUUUUGAAAUACAAAACCAGUGUUUUAUACUUGUACACUGUUUUAAAGUCUAUUAAAAUUGUCAUUUGACCUUU
Molecule: messenger RNA, 3574 nt
Organism: Myotis davidii
Lineage: Eukaryota; Metazoa; Chordata; Mammalia; Chiroptera; Vespertilionidae
Gene: SIRT1
Product: sirtuin 1
Exons: 8
Coding region: 144-1817 (557 amino acids)
Molecular function (GO): NAD+ binding
Source: RefSeq, a predicted model, not a curated record